GAUCUGUUCCUCCCCUUCUCUUGUUUUUAAAACCUUCUUCCCUGUUCCCACGGAGUUCGACCUUAGACAAAUGUAAAAAGCAGCCUGAACUGUCCAAGAUACACAGAGGCGAGCCUCAGAGAUCAGAUUGCUGGGGAACUCAGAGCGAGCGAGCGAGAGAGAGAGAGAGAGAGCGAGCGAGAGAAGGGAGAGAAUAAAAAGGAACAGGAAAUCUCCAAGGCAAUGUUCAUGAAGGUCCAAUUGUUCGUGUGCCUCGUCUUCCUCUCGUGGUUGGGGCAGUCGGUCGAGGGUCGGACUCACUGCGCUGAGCCCUCCGACAAAAAGCUGAGUCAGCAGCUGAGGCGGGUCACACCCUCUUACAGCCUGAACCCCGUGCUGGAGCUGGUGGCUGACGAGGACCUGGGUAACUCUCACAGGAUGUCUCUGAGGGAGAUAGGAGAACAAAGUACCUCACCCUGGUCCUACAGGGUUAACAGUGACAAGACUCGCUACCCCCGCAAGCUCCUGGAAGCUCACUGUCUGCUCAAAGCCUGUCUGGGAGCCGACCACCAGAUAGACCCCACGAUGAGGAGCGUCCCCUUCAACACCACCAUCACCGUGCUGCGCCGCAGAGAAAAGUGCAAGCACGGGACUCACCUCUACAAGGUCGCCCAGGAGAACAUCGCCAUGUUCUGUGUGUGUGUGGUACCUUAGCCCUGCCAGGAGCUGCUGGGAAUGUCUCGACAUCUUGUAGACUCGCAAUAAAGUUUUCGACAUU
This is a messenger RNA of Callorhinchus milii (elephant shark), 757 nucleotides long. Its product is annotated as interleukin-17A-like. Gene Ontology annotation, cellular component: extracellular region. Gene Ontology annotation, molecular function: cytokine activity. The record is from RefSeq and is marked provisional. Lineage: Eukaryota; Metazoa; Chordata; Chondrichthyes; Chimaeriformes; Callorhinchidae. Gene Ontology annotation, biological process: inflammatory response.